CCUGCUGUGACAAUGUAAUCGAUCGGCUGGGUCCGAGUGUGGGUGUGCAAGACGAGGGUGGUGGCCGAGAGUGAGAGGGUAUGUGUACUGUAGUAUGCAGCUCUAUGAAGACAAGAGUGGGGGGCGAGAGAGAGAGAGAGAGAGAGAAAGAGAAAGUAUGCAUACUGUAGUAUGCAUCUCUAUGACGUCCUUGGAAAGGAGUGCCAGAACUGUUACAGAACUCGAAAGAGGAGGGUUUGUAGGAUACGAUCGCUCUGAUCUUCGGAGAGACUCGUGCGUAUGGCACUGCAGCUGGGCGGCUACGCGGGGUAGGUUCUCCGAAGUGCGAGGGUGAGACGAGAGCUGCUGCAUGCCCCUCGUCUCCUAAUUCUUCUUUCUUUUCUCUUUUCUUUCUUACCGUGGACAUGUCAGUAUACAUUACACAUGCGCCAAUUAUCAAGCUGCCCAGAAGCUUAUCGAAUGGUAAGUGGGCAGACUUUUUGCGUGUCAGCAGCAGGCCUACCCCCCUUCCCCAGUACUUAUUUGUCAGCAUGCUCUGUGGGUGGUUCUGGGUGCUAAGGUGAGUGAGUGCCUUACUUCUGAAGCUGGUGCUUUUUCAUCUUGUCAGCUCUAUACCUGAAAUGUCAUGUUUACGCAAAAGAUUGUCCUACGCGCCCAACCUCGACCCUCGUCUAAUGCUUACAGAUCUAGACCCUUGGGACAAACCCUUAACACACCAGACUCCUUGGAGACGGGAGCAGUUAUGGACUCGACUUUAAGGAAGAACCUCAUUUCGAGACGCUGUCAAUGCAGAAUCUUCAUAACAAAAGCAUCUAUCAUUGAUUGU
Molecule: messenger RNA, 826 nt
Organism: Marchantia polymorpha subsp. ruderalis
Lineage: Eukaryota; Viridiplantae; Streptophyta; Marchantiopsida; Marchantiales; Marchantiaceae
Source: the annotation of a GenBank genome assembly